Oreochromis niloticus (Nile tilapia) is the source of this 6675-nucleotide messenger RNA. RefSeq names its product lipase, hormone-sensitive b (gene lipeb). The transcript has 14 exons. Lineage: Eukaryota; Metazoa; Chordata; Actinopteri; Cichliformes; Cichlidae. Gene Ontology annotation, biological process: cholesterol metabolic process; triglyceride catabolic process. The record is from RefSeq and is a predicted model, not a curated record. Gene Ontology annotation, cellular component: cytosol. Bases 392 to 2932 code for a protein of 846 amino acids. Gene Ontology annotation, molecular function: triacylglycerol lipase activity; sterol ester esterase activity.
GCGUCCGUUAGCGGCUAAGUUAGCUGUCCUUUGGUAGCUGCCGCUAGGUCUGUUUUAGCAGUAAAAGUCUCAUGAUUCUUGUAUGACAGAAAAAGGGAGGCGCUGAGUUAACAUGUGCGAGCUGUUGGUGAAAGAAGUGUCCAGUCAAACUGUGACACUCUGUUGCUGGCAUGUCUCUAGUUAGAGCAUCCUUUAGACGUAGCAGCCGCCUGCACACCGUUAGUAGUCAUUAUAACGUUAGCAGCCAGGUUAUCUAUGUAAUAGACUUUAGUUUACGGGACACAUACUGUAUGUAGCACGUGCUCGUAUUUAUGUUCACUUGUCACUUUUCGUGACUCUAGCGUCGACCGCUGACACCGACCGGACCCACCUGAACAGAGAGGACACAGACAUGGACAGAGCCUUGAACUCAGAUGCUGUGAUGGAUACCAAGGCAGUAUUUGCGGCCCUGUACGGUGUGUGCGAAGAAAAUGCAGCUUUCUUCUCAGGGGGAGCCAAGGGGUCACAGGGUGAUGCUGCACGGCGGCUGGUGGAGGCCAUGAAGCAGAUUCAGGAGCACGCUCACAGUCUGGAACCUGUUAUUUCUGGCUUUGCUAAUGUUUACCAUCACUUUGAUUUUGACCCACAUAUACCAGCUAAUGGCUAUCGCUCCCUGGUCAAGGUUGUGCGUUGCUGCCUUCUCCACAUCAUCCACAAGGGCCGCUACAUCACAGCCAACCGCCGGAGCAUCUUCUUCCGAGCAGCACAUAAUGCAGGGGAAAUGGAGGCGUACUGUAAUGCUCUGUGCCAGCUGCGUGCCCUGCUUUACCUGGCUCAGCGCAUGCUACAUGACAACAGCCACGGCAAUUUGUUUUUCCAGGAUGAAAGCGGGCUCAGCGAAAGUUUUGUCCGUGAAUACGCAUCCAUGCACAAGGGUUGCUUCUAUGGCCGUUGCCUGGGCUUUCAGUUCACUCCAGCCAUUCGGCCCUUUCUUCAGACCAUCGCUAUCGGCCUUGUGGCCUUUGGAGAAAACUACAAGCGGCAUCAGUCAGGAAUAGGGGUAGCAGCCAGCUCUUUCUUUACCUCAGGAAAGUAUGCCAUUGACCCCGAGUUGAGGGGGACUGAAUUUGACCGCAUCACCCAGAACCUGGAUGUCCAUUUCUGGAAGACAUUCUGGAACAUCACUGAAACUGAAGUCCUGUCUAGUCUUGCCAGUAUGACAUCCACUCAAGUCAAGGUAAACCGAGCUCUUUCUGUGCCUCCUGCGACCUUUGACCUUCCCUUGGCGGCCAACCACAGAGCAUCAGUAACUAUAGCUCCACCAUCAGCGCACAUCGGCACUGCUCCUGUUCAGAUGAGACUCAUUUCUUAUGACCUGCGUGAAGGACAGGACAGUGAAACACUGCUGUCUCUGUCCCGCUCCGAGGGAGGCGCUAUCUCUCUUUCCCUGGGGCUGAAGACCAAGCGCCUCCCCUCUUCUCCAUGUCUCCUGAUCCAUUUCCAUGGAGGAGGCUUUGUGGCACAGACCUCCAAGUCUCAUGAGCCCUAUCUAAAGAGUUGGUCCCAGGACCUUGGUGUUCCCAUACUGUCAGUGGACUACUCUCUGGCCCCUGAGGCACCCUUCCCACGCGCCCUAGAGGAAUGUUUCUAUGCCUACUGCUGGGCUUUGCGAAACCACCACCUAUUAGGAUGGACUGGAGAGAAGGUGUGUCUGGCUGGUGACAGUGCAGGAGGCAACUUAUGUGUGACGACAUCGAUGCGUGCUGCUGCUUUUGGCGUGCGAAUGCCAGAUGGCAUCGUGGCAGCCUAUCCAGCUACCCUGCUGACGGCCUACGCAUCCCCUUCCCGUCUGCUAACACUCAUGGAUCCCCUGCUGCCACUCAGUGUGCUCUCUAGGUGUCUCAGUGCCUACGCAGGCAGUGGGCCACAGACCGAGAAGCAGGUGGAGAAGGUGAGCACGCUGAGCCUGGUGAGGAGAGACACUGCACUUCUGUUGCGAGAUUUCCGACAGGGAGCCUCCAACUGGAUCCACUCUCUGCUUGAUUCUACCAGAGCUUCAGCCUCCACCAGCACAGCACCAGAGGCACCAACAGAAGCCACAGAUGCAGUGAGGAAGAGCAUUUCAGAGGCGAACAUCUCUUCUCCUCACACAGACCCACCUGUCCCCACGGAUCUCUCGGAGUUCCCCAACAGGAAAUUAUCAGUGAAGAGCCAGACGUGCCAGAACUUGGGAUCCCACAACAAUCCCAUUCCGAGCAGUGCACCGCUGCUCUCUGAGCGUGCUCCAGAAGAUGUCAGUUUCUUCUUUGCCAAAGAUGAAGAUCCCUCAGUGAUCACUGACCUGUCUUCAGUGGCCAUACCACCCCCUGCUGGUGAGGAGGGUUCACAGCAGGAGCACCCCAGGGAAUUUCCUCUUGGGUUUGAGCCACUGCGCUCAGAGCAACUGGCAGAGAUGAAGGUGGAGAGCUCUCCAGUGGUCAAGGAUCCUUUCUGCUCACCUCUGCUGGCCCCUGACAGCAUGCUGAAAGGGCUGCCACCUGUACACAUAGUGGCUUGUGCACUAGACCCCAUGCUGGACGACUCUGUAAUGUUUGCCAAGCGUCUGAGGAACAUAGACCAGCCCGUCACUCUGUGUGUGGUGGACGACCUACCCCAUGGCUUUCUCAGCCUAUCUCAACUCUCAAGGGAGACAAGGGAGGCUGCCAAUGUCUGUGUGGAGCGAAUUCGCGCCGUCUUCACACAGGACACACCCCCAGAGCCACGGAAGCACCGCAAGCUGGAACGGACCGACGGGGGUGUGUCAGCAUCUUCAGGGGAAACCAGUUCUCUCUUUGUUGGCCCCAUUGAGGGAGGAGAGCUAGCUGUCGGGAGAGGGGCUAAAAUUGCUGAUGGGGAGGGCUCAGUUGCUGUGGCAGCCCAGAAUAACACCGAUGCUGGUGGCAUCGGGGCUUAAAUAAGGUUAGAUAAUAAAAAGGGGGUCUGCAUUUCACUCGAGGAGCGAAGGGAGGAGUAAAUCAAAGUCGCACAAAUUUAGGCAAUGCAGUGUCUAUAUGCAAGACAAAGCAUCCUGAAAAACAGACAGGGGGUGGGAAAUGCAGUCUAGCAUAUCGCCCAGUGUUUGAGAGACAAAAAAACAGCAGAGGAGGAACACUGAAAUAUAACUUCCUCUGCUUUACAAUUCUUGCCACUUGUCUGUGCACCAUUAUACACCAACGCAAAUCUGGCAGACAAAAUGAACACACCCACAAGAGACAGUCAUGUUUUAGAAUAAAAUAAUUAUUUAGCAGCUACUUAGAUCAAAGACCAGCACUCACCCACACACACAGCAGUCGUACUUAACAGAGUUGCUGUGAGGCACCAAAGGCUUGGACAUAAAGCAGCACCGACUAUUCUUGAGACGAGGUCUGAAUGGGUGAUUCAUAUAGGCUGAGGCAGUGAUUCGAGGCCCUAAUCAGAUAGUAGUAGGGACACUAUAUACUUCUGUGUGGAGUCACCUCUAUCAGAAUGGCCAUUUGUCCGUUAGGGAGCGACUCUAAAUAACACUUAAUAACUCCACAUUGUGUUCUCAAUUACGCCAGUUUAGCAGUCAAUACAGCUCACUUUGUGGAUGGUAACUGUGUUGACUCUCUCCAAAAUAGAAUUACAAAGCUAGAACAACAGCGUGAAACACUCGAAACUGGAUGGAUUGAUUCACUUCUUUUGUCAUAUUUGUUGCAGUUUUUAAUCAUUUUAUGAAUUCUAUGCAGUAGUAUUAGUUUUGUUAUUUAUAUCAGUUUUCAUUGUAGUUAUGCCAGGCUUAAUUUUUCUUUUCUAUUCUAUAUUAUAUAAUCCAGUCUUUUCAUUUUUUCCCCCAUGUUUUUCAGUGCGCUGAAUAUUUACCUCUGCUUUUGUGUGUGUGUGUGUGUGUGUGUGUGUGUGUGUGUGUGUGUGUGUGUGUGUGUGUGUGUGUGUGUGUGUGUGGCAGCAGCUGUUCUGACAUCGCUGGCCUUUCCAAUUAAGCUUCUGUUCUACCCUCAGCAAUAUACAAUGAUCAGAGUAAAUGUAGAACAUUACACAGGGACAGAGUGCCCUGCCUUGAGCAUUUUGUAGUGAUAUAAUAAUGCUAGUAUAAAGACUGGACUGCAUUAAUUUGUAGACAAGUACAGACUUAGGAUACAUCUUGUAGGUCUUUCACUGACAAUCAUUGCUUUUAUAUUUAAAAAAAAAACAACUUUUUUUCUUUAAUGCCUCUUCUUUUUUAUUUUACAGCAGCAGAAAGCCCAGCUCUCAGCUGUCAAUACACAUUUAAAAUUUCACUACAAUGAUUUCCUUUCAAGUUGCCCUGGUCACUCAGUGUGCUGCUGUUCACUACUUCUCUGCACAGUAGAGGCUGUGUCAAAGUGCCACUUCUCUGUAGCCGUGGGAUUUUCGGCCCGACAACUUAUUUUUUUUUUUAAUUACAAAUUGGAGGCUUUUAGGAAAGACUUAAGCAAAGAAAAGAGAUUGCAGAGGUGCACUGUAAAAGCCACUAAGACUUGUAUUUGACCAACUAAACGUGUCUGGUCCAUCAUAUAUUUUUAGCUCCCCACUGUCAGAUUUGGGCUUUUCUUUGUUUUCGAUAACGUGGGGACACUCCCUUUUGCAUGUUGCUAUUGAAGCACUUUAAAGUAUGCAAAAAUGUCCUUUGUAGGGUCAGUCCCUCUAUCACGUCCAACUAAAUAUAGAUGCCAACAAUGCUGGCACUGUCCUGCCCUUGCCUGGUAAGAAGGCUGGGGUUGCCAGGUCUGUAGAGAGGGAUGCUGUGUGAUGAAUUGGAUUUAGCUGAUGCUCCGAGAGCAAAAUCCUCCCCCCGUUGAAGAGCAGGAUUUUCAGUAGGAAAGUCAUGCUACAGGAUUAUACCAUACUCAGUUGUCAGCUUCAAGUACUUACUGCAGUAUUUUUAGUCAGAUUGAUGGAGAGAACAAGGACUGAGAAGAGGAAGAAAGUUACAGUUGCUCUUUCCAAGAUGCUGGGCUGAAGCAAGUGUUUGCUUUACUAGCCGCUGUUUAUGCUCACUGUGCACUUUUGCAGUAGUUGCACUGUCGCUCAGUACAAGUUUAAUUUAAGCAAAGCUUGCACAUGUCACCUCCCUCCCCUCUGCCCCGCUUUGUGCCUCUGUCUGUGGCUGAAAUGGAGAAUGGAUGCACACAUAAUCACAGUUGUCUGUUACGUGUGGAGAAACAUGAGCUCUUUGUGUUAUGUGUUCAUAUCAGACGGAAUGGCACUUCACACUCUAAACUAUUAAUAGUAUUAAUUAACUGUUGUUGAGAGAUGUGUCUCCAAUGUAGUCAAGCCUCUGUGAGACAACAGUUUUUGUCUGAUAUACUGUACACAACCUCAUCUGUACUGAAGUCAACACCGCACAGGACGAACAACAAAGCUGACGGGUCAUUAGCAGUUUCUUGUAUUAGGAAUUUGAGUUAACUAGCUUUAUUUUGAUUCUGUUUAAACUGUGUCAAAUUCUUAUAGGCCUUCCUAUGCCUCAUAUCCUUGAUGACCCUCGUGCAUCAGGCUAACCUGAGUGCAGGCGAUGGACCAGGGAGUCCUUGUGGUGUUCUGAUCAGACAUAGGCUUGCUGAUUCUCAUUUUUGCUUCUUUUGUUGAAUUGUUUGGUGCUUUAAUGCAGCCUACAACUAUUAGCUGAAAUAUUUUGUUAAAUAUUGAUUGAUUUUUAGCUCUUGGUUGAUGUCGUCUCAUGUGUUGAUUCUUUUGUUUAAUGAGCAGCUGCUGUGGUAGUUUUUUUAAUAUGGCUGCUUUAUUAUCAUUAUUAUUAUCAUUAUUAUAAUUAUUAGUUCAGUCUCAACUUGUGCAGUAUACCUCUAUGGAUUGACUCUAUUCACUAGAGAUUUUCUUUGCCUCAGGCUGAUUUCUGUGAAAUGCAAUGCGCAGUGCAAUACUGCUACAAACAUACAAACAUGAGCCAUUGGGGCAACAUUUGCAGCAAACUUGUGUAGUUACACACCAGCAAAAUAUUUUUUCUUUUCAUUCCCCGCUUCCUCCAUCAUAGGAUUUUUUUAUUUUUUAUUUUUUUUCCUUUGGUGCAAUAUGUUUGACUCACCUCGAGCUUACACUUCACAGCCCAUAUGUAGGUUCCUUGAAGUUUGCUUUCUUUUCAAACGCCUCGGUGUGUUAAACUGACUUUAAGCACUUUGCAGAAAUGUUACAUGUCAUUCAUUUAUGGAUAAAGUUUCACGUUGAACCAAAGACUGAAGCCAGAGUGUUGUAACAGAGAUGUGCUGACAUUACUGCUUAAUGUUCACUGUUAUUGUUGAAAAUGCAGGUGCUAGUCAGUGUCAUAGUCUGCCUGCACUCCAUAUGCAAAUUGCACUGCAUCAAUUCUGAUGUAGAAUAUGAUUAGCCUUUGAGGGGGGGAAAAAAAAGAAAAGAAAAAAAAGCUUGUAUACAUGACAAGCCAUAGACUGUAAAAGUGAGAUGUUUUUAAGUUUACUUGUUUUGUUGCUGUUGUUUAAGAACACCGAAAGUGCAAACCCAUGAAUAAAAAGAAUGUAUAUUAAACAUUAUGAUUUAUGUAGAUAUUUUUACUUAAAUUUGUUAAUCAGAUUGGUUGCAGAUUGAUUUGACUGCAUUUCUUUGCAGGUUCUAUGUUAGGGUGAUGUGUCUGCUGCGCCAGGCUAGUUACUGCCUUUGAUUUUUAUCCAAAUAAAAUUCUGUCAUGAA